Molecule: messenger RNA, 2153 nt
Organism: Somion occarium
Lineage: Eukaryota; Fungi; Basidiomycota; Agaricomycetes; Polyporales; Cerrenaceae
Source: the annotation of a GenBank genome assembly
GCCAAGGCAGAUCAUUCUAAACCAAGCGGCCGUGCUCGUCGGGUUCAGCUACCGACCCUUCUCGACGUACACAACGAGUAAGGGACUCCCUCGACGUCCUCAGUGGCGGGCUCCGGCCUUCUUGGUGGGUUGUUGUCCUGCUUUGUUCGUCGUGCCCUGCAUCAGCGCGUUGCGAUUGGCUGACAGGAUGCAUGUGUUGUUUUGACCAAUCCAACUGACAGGCUUUCCUUCCAACAGUCAACACUUCGUCUUUUUUAUGUUCACCGACAUUCGUUUAUUAACUCGUCACUCCUUCAAAUAACGCGGUCUUUAACUGAAGUAUGAAACCGUCUGCGACUAAUAUCCCUAUGCGUAUACAUCGGCGGGAUGGGGGCAGUGGAGGACUCUCGACACCUAGUAUCAUCGGUAUUGCCGUCGCAUGUGGAUGCGUAUUUAUUCUUGUCCUCACUCUCUUUCUCUGGCGUCUUCUCGUGCGUUGUUGUCGACGAAAAGAAUCGGCACCUCUGCCACCUCCGCAGGGCCUCGCGCAUCAUCGCGAACAACAGCUCGCAGUUCUUACAGAGCGUUCUGCGAGUAGACCUUCUACAUGGAUGGAUGGCUCAUUUAAUAGUCGGUCAAAACAUUUUCUACAUCCUACCGCUAGCGAUAUAUCCUUGAUCUCUGGUACUCCGGAACGGAAGAACAGUUUCUAUACCGAUGAAGCUACGACCGCAGAGAGUGCAUCUACAUUUCCUUCUCCUUUAUCCGCGAACGAUAUGUCCUUACCCCUUCCCAAUCCAACGUUCUUCAACGGCGCGAGCCCACAUAAUAGUAUGACCAGUAUGGCGAGCUCGAAUGUAUCGGGAGAGGUUUCGCUUCCUGACAUUUCAUCCUCCGCCAGUGCCCCACUUUCAGAGGCACCAUCUGACCUUUCAUCAUUGUCACCGACACCGAGAUUACAUCCGCUGGCAUCCUCAUCGGGUUCGGGCUCUCCUCAUCCGCGCUCAGGGUCAACCUCCAGAUCAGUGUCACGCCGGCGCUCCCGUCCUACAUCAGUAGUCUCCGCUGGCACAAGCUAUAGUGGGCAUACACUACGCACCACAGGCAGCACUAUCCGCGGAGCGCCACACGGUCCAUACAGUAAUGUGCAAAUUGUGUUACCUGCUCCCUUGGCUCCGGACAUAUAUCCCUAUAUGCAGCCAUUAGCCGAGGGCAGUGUCAGCAGCGUUGGGAUAGCGAACCAGGUACCUUCCAGGGGAAGUGCGUUUGUGGACCAGUGGGUCAUGGUUGGAUCCCGCACUUCAAACGGCAGUCGCCCUCUACAUGAAAGAAGCACAUCAGCUAGCGCACCUCGGCGUAGCAAUAUACCUAUGCCUCCGCCAUCCGCCAUGCCUCCACACACGCCCCGUCGCCGCUCACAUUCACAGCCAAGGCUGUCAAUGGACAGAGUCUCCCCUUCAAUAUCACCUUCCGCGAGUCCUUCUCCAUCAACCAGCUUGAAUGCAGAUCGACCACCACCCGUACCUAGGAUACCUUCUGCUUAUAGACAUGCCGCCUCACCGCCAGAUGUCGACCCACAACUGGACCGUGGCAGGUCCCGAGUAUCACGGUCGGGAUCAGUUUCGUCGCCGCCUCAGGCACAGCAAAUCCCUCCCGGCGAUCUACGGCCACCCAGAACACCAUCAAAGCUGCGAAAACCCAAACCGGACGCUGUAUCAUGACACUUCCUUGCAGUAGUCUCUAAAGCAUCGUGUUCGUUUAUACGAGGGCUAUUAGGACCAUUCUUGUCUGUUCGCUCUUUGUGUCCUGAUGUCAUUUCUGCAGACCACACACCGCACACUACGCCGGAGUAUUUAUUCUGCAAUUGUUAUCAGGAGUAGUGAAGCAAUUGUAUCAUUCACAGUCCCAGCAUUUUUCAUAGUUACCCAUUCACAUUGACCAUCUAUAAUGUAGACCUCCUGCCAAGCAUACAUACCUAGAUCGCAUUCCUACUCCCUAAUCACAAUUCUCACCGGAAAGGGGACUUUUUGGCAGUGAAAAGCUCUUUUCCUCCUGUAUUGUUAGCGGAGGUUUGAUGAUGCUUGAGCAAGGAAUGGAACUGUAGUAAGACAAAAACAGUAUACAGUGACAAUGGGCGGCAAUUGAAGCACAAAGAUGAAAAACAAAUUCAGAGG